GUUGUGAAAAUUUUACAUUAUCAGUCAUGACUUUGAUACCAUCCUCCAUCAUCCAAUAGCACACCAGCACACUCUAAGCAAGCAGCGUAUGUGUUCCUUACAGCCAAAGACCAUCGGCAAGCAACAAAAGUUGUACAAGUGAAGGCUUUGAUGCCGCAAAGCUACAGCAUGAUAAAGCAUCCCACCUUGUGUGAUCUACAAGCAUUAUAUGUGACAACAGCUGAAUGUCACAGACCUUCACACGGCAGGUCUCACAAUUGCAAGCAGCUGCGCUUCAUAGUCACUGGUCAAAAAUACCGUCUGCUUUGCAUCUGUAUACAUACAGCUUUAUUGGCUUGCACUACGGCCACUUCAGCUGCGUGUACAGAGCACCUUAACGCUUUGCUAGGGUCCUGAUUGCUUCCAAAAAUCUUUGAAUUGACAUCCUAGACACCACAAGGCUGCAUCAGGCUGGAGAGGGCGCUGUUGCACUGCCUCGGAACAUUUGCUGCACUGGCCACCUCCAAUACACCCCAAGCUUAUGUACAGCCGAGCCUGACAAACGCUAACCCCUGGAUCAUUGUGAGGCGGUCGGUAGGUAUCAAGCAAAUAACAGUGAGGAGUCC
Coccomyxa subellipsoidea C-169 is the source of this 605-nucleotide messenger RNA. RefSeq lists its product as hypothetical. The coding region runs from base 169 to 396 and encodes 75 amino acids. NCBI's taxonomy places the organism in Eukaryota, Viridiplantae, Chlorophyta, Trebouxiophyceae, Coccomyxaceae. The record is from RefSeq and is a predicted model, not a curated record. The transcript has a single exon.